AUGUUAGGUCGUAACAUUGCCAGGAAGAGCUGCGCAUCUCUUCGUUUAUAUCACUCAAACCCCAUCGAGCACGUCAACCCGCUCCAUAUUAAGCCUCUAACUUACGGGAAACAAUCGCCUCAAUAUAAAGUACUAUCCCUGGCCUUACAAGAAUACGUUCCCAAACAUGGUUUCACUGAGAGAUCCAUAGUCGAGUCCUUGAAUAAGCUUGGCUAUCCUUCUUCCAUGAUCUCCUCGAUAGGCGCUUCCAACUCGCCCUCGUUUGUUCAUUCGUCCACAGCUGUCAUGGAACUAAUGAAAUUCCAAUUGGUCGAUAAAAGAUACCGUUUGACUGAAGGAAUCAAUCCCGAUAUAACACCACAUUAUAAAUUGCCCUCGUUGGAACAUUUGUUAUUAAAAAGGCUAGAGAUGGAUAAACCAGUUGGCGAACAAUUGACGGAUUUGAUGUCACAAUUGGCUAUCCCGAGCGGGUUUCUCUUUGAAACUGCGAUCCCUGAAUUACAUAGGUUAUCGGAUGAUAUGAUUUACUUCUCCAACGAAAAGGACCAUCAUGAUUCCGCAUGGUAUGCAAAGAGAAUGGCUGUUUCGAGCACGUAUAUCGGUUCGCAAUUAUUUAUGGCUCAAGACAGGUCUCAUGACUUCCGGGAGACUUUUGCUUUUGCAAAGGACAAAUUACAUAGAGUUAUGCGUUUGGGCGAAUACUACAAUAACACUGAAGAGUUUGCUUGGUAUACAUUAAUGUCGACGGUCAAUUUAGUCAAAUCUCAAUUAGUUAGAGGUUAA
Messenger RNA from Saccharomyces eubayanus, 783 nucleotides. RefSeq names its product ubiquinone biosynthesis protein COQ9 (gene COQ9). Gene Ontology annotation, molecular function: lipid binding. The coding region runs from base 1 to 783 and encodes 260 amino acids. NCBI's taxonomy places the organism in Eukaryota, Fungi, Ascomycota, Saccharomycetes, Saccharomycetales, Saccharomycetaceae. The record is from RefSeq and is a predicted model, not a curated record. Gene Ontology annotation, cellular component: mitochondrial inner membrane. The transcript has a single exon. Gene Ontology annotation, biological process: ubiquinone biosynthetic process.